AUGGAUGACACAAGUACGCCACGAGCAUGGUUGUCGGUUUGUGGUGAGUGCGAUAAAUCGCUUAAGUUGGGCAAGCUACCUAAGUUUUCCAUUGCAAAUGGAUUUUUCGUUGGAAGACUCUGUGUGGUGGAUGCGGGGGAGGAAUCAGCCGUCGUUGAGCGCAGAAUGGGCCUCUCGGACGAAUCAUCGCCGGUUAUGGCAAAAGAACACCCAGUCACUGGGAAAGUUGGGGGCCAACAUGAGCGUAAAUUUGAGAUUCAAAGAUCAGACACGAUGGCAAACGAUGUAGCGGGUGAUCAUUUUGCACGCAUGUUCCCACAUCUGUUCCCCUUCGGGCGUGGGCACCCAGGCGAGGUACGAGACGUUCCAGAAUCUGUGUUGGCGUGCAUGAAAUAUUAUGCUAUGCUAAGUGAGCGUCAAUUUGCGGAGGUCGAGAUCUUUUAA
Phytophthora sojae is the source of this 444-nucleotide messenger RNA. RefSeq lists its product as hypothetical. The record is from RefSeq and is a predicted model, not a curated record. Bases 1 to 444 code for a protein of 147 amino acids. The transcript has a single exon. NCBI's taxonomy places the organism in Eukaryota, Oomycota, Peronosporomycetes, Peronosporales, Peronosporaceae.